Prorocentrum cordatum is the source of this 453-nucleotide messenger RNA. The record is from the annotation of a GenBank genome assembly. Lineage: Eukaryota; Dinophyceae; Prorocentrales; Prorocentraceae.
AUGGAGGUAGGCACGGGCAGCAAGAGGAAGCAGUUCGAGGCUGAUGAACGUGAGCAGUACCUUCUUGCGCAGUUGCCAAAGAGUAUGGCGGAGGCUUUGAAGGUAUUCACGAUCAGGACGACCCGUGAAAUGAACACGCUUCGGACGGAGCACUCCCCGAGGCUGUCCAAGUCGGAGAAGGACACGAAGGAGCUCCACGAGCAAGUGCAGCAGAUCCAGAGGGGCAAGUUUACUUCUGGAAGGUCGACUGCUGCCCCGAAAGGUGACUCCCCGCCCUCGGCUAACAGUGGGGGGGAGGGGCGGCGAGCAACUUGGACAUUAAGCUGUGCGAAUUCAAGGAGAGAGACACACAGGGAUGCACCCUUGUGGAAGCCAAGACUUGGCUAUCAGCAAUCGAACCUCGCAUUCCUGAAGGUAUCCGGGGCCACGCUGGUGAGGUCAAGGCGAGGGUGA